Molecule: messenger RNA, 1329 nt
Organism: Cryphonectria parasitica EP155
Lineage: Eukaryota; Fungi; Ascomycota; Sordariomycetes; Diaporthales; Cryphonectriaceae
Exons: 3
Coding region: 1-1329 (442 amino acids)
Molecular function (GO): lyase activity
Source: RefSeq, a predicted model, not a curated record
AUGACAACGUCUGAGCACACUGCUGCCCUGCUUCGGUAUCUCUCAGAUGACCUCACAGGCGACACUGUUCCCGAGGAAGUAUGGCGCCGGAUUGAGGACCUGUUCCUCGACUGGCUUGCUUCAGCACUCGCCGCCGCCGAGACUCACCCGAUCCCGACCUUUGGAAACAUAGCGAGGCAGAUGGGACCGAGUGAUGGCUCGGCACAGAUCCUCGCCAGCGACACCAGGUCGAGCCCUUACUGGGCUGCCUGGGUGAAUGCAGCCUCGAGUCAUACCCUAGAGCAGGAUGACCUGCACAAUAGCAGCGUGAUGCAUCCCGCGACUGUCAUCUUCCCGGCCGUCCUAGCAGCUGCUCAAGACAAUAAUCUGUCCGGUUCCGACCUCCUCUUGGCCAGUAUCGCCGGCUACGAGGCUGGAAUCCGCAUCGCCGAGUCCCUGGGCCGGUCCCAUUAUCGCAUCUUCCACACCACAGCCACCGUCGGCACAGUAGCAGCCGCACUGGCCGUCGCCAAACUCCUCGGCCUCGGCUACGACCAGGUGGUCUCUGUCCUGGGCACGGCGGGCACGCAGACCAGUGGGCUAUGGGAGUUCAUGCGCAGCGGUGCCGGGGACAGCAAACAGCUGCACUGCGCACACGCCGCCUCAAACGGCCUUCUGAGCGCGUACAUGGUGCGCGACGGGCUGAAGGGCGCGCAGGACGUCAUCGAGGGCGGCGCAGGCCUGAUGAAGGGAAUGUCGGGCCCGGACGCGGAUGGAACGAGGCUGAGUGACCGUCUGGGUGCGAGGUGGGCUGUCCUCGAGACAAGCUUCAAGUUUCAUGCCUGCUGCCGGCAUACGCAUCCUGCUGCUGAUGCACUGCUUGAUGCCAUCGCAGGGAACGGCAUUAGGGACGCUAUGGUGGAGAUAGAGAGGAUCACGGCGCAUGUGCAUCAGGGCGCAGUGGAUGUGCUCGGUCCAGUCGACGCUUCCUCCUCGCCGCCAAAGACGGUACAUGCGGCCAAAUUCAGCAUGAAGUCGACGCUUUCUCUCAUCGCGUUGAAGGGAAGCGCGAGCCUCUUGGACUUUGAGAAGUUUGCUCUUACGGAUCCAGAUGUGCUGCAGUUCAGGGAACGCAUUAGCAUGGUCUUGGAUGGUGAGGUCGAUUUGGCGUACCCGAAGCGGUGGCUCGGCAGGGUGGAGGUCAAGCUGGCCGAUGGUCGGGUUGUUUGGGGUACUUGCGACGAGCCAAAGGGUGACCCAGGCAAUACUCUCACAAGGAGCGAGCUAGAAGACAAGUUCAGGAGGCUCAACGCUCUUAGUAGCGAAGAAGGCAACAGAUCGAAGCAGUAA